GCUGCAUCAAGUGCACGCAUCAAUGAAUCGACCAAUCAGGUGGCAGAAUGCAUUGAUUUGAUCUGUGACGAUGUUGAACCAUCACCAGAAGUUGACAGCGAUCAAACUGAGCGAAAUGCUGUGCGACAAGGAGGAAACCAGCGACGAAAGAGGAAAAUUGCUGAUGCAACGACGUCGGAUGGCGGUGCGAAGAAGAGACGAAAAACGGGCCUACGAUCGACACUGAAAACCAUUCCGGAAUCGACUUCAGAAGUGACAUUGAUUGACCUGACAUUGAACGAGAUCGAGAGUGCUGAACAAGCGAGCAGUAUCAGCAGUCAACCAGUUCGAGAGGACGGUGCUGACCCGAACGGAGUUGAAAAACCAAGCGCAUCGACAUCGAACGCGAAACAGGUGGCAAAGAAGAAGGGUGAUAUUGGAAAAAGCGAAGGUGAAAGCGGAUCGAAGGGACAUAAGUACGCAUUUUGUGGGUACACAGCCCCAUGUGAAUCGCAUCUUGUCAUACACACGCGCUUUCACACCGGCGAAAAAUCAUUCAAAUGCGAAUUUUGUGCGAGAGGAUUUAUUAUAAAGAGUAUUCUCACAAGGCACAUGAGGACCCACGCGAAUGACUUCCCAUUCCAUUGCUCGAUUUGUCGACAAGGAUUCAAGGUGAAGAAGGCGAAGGAAGCGCAUGAAAAGAGCUGCGAUCAACGUCGAUUCGAAUGCUAUCUGUGCAAAUAUUCCACCUCAUACAAAUCACAUUUAGUUAAGCAUAUGCGCAAACACACCGGCGACAAACCAUUCAAAUGCGAAUUUUGUGCGAGAGGAUUUACUGUCAAGAGUUCGCUCACAACGCACAUGAGAACCCACGCGAAUGACUUCCCGUUUCAUUGCUCGAUUUGUCGACAAGGAUUCAAGGUGAAGAAGGCGAAGGAAGCGCAUGAGAAGAGCUGCAAUCAACGUCGAUAUGAAUGCUAUUUGUGCAAAUAUUCUACCUUAUACAAACCAAGUUUAGUCACACAUAUGCGCAAACACACCGGCGACAAACCAUUUCGUUGCUCUCAUUGUUCAGAACGAUUCGUCCAAAAAAGUAAUUUAAAUCAGCACAUGAAACGUCACCACAAUAAAACGAAAUGAUUUUGGUAACGCAUUCAAAAGACGUUCCACCGUCGAAAGAUAUCAAAAGACACGUUGAAUGUUGUUUUUGUGAUUGUAUCACAUUCGGAAAUGUAUGUUUAUCACUUGCUUGUGCAUAAAAGAAAAGAAUCUCAUAAAAUUUGUUGAUGAAAAUCAGCUCAAAAAUUUUACAGUUAAGUUUAUUUGAUUGAAUGAAAAUCGAAUUGGAACAAAGUUCCAGACACAGAAAUAUCCAAAUCGAAGAAUUGCCACAGAAAAAAUUUGAUAUGAAUGAAUAAAGUGAUAGAAGUUAAAGCAUGAA
Sitodiplosis mosellana (orange wheat blossom midge) is the source of this 1420-nucleotide messenger RNA. Its product is annotated as gastrula zinc finger protein XlCGF52.1-like. Gene Ontology annotation, biological process: regulation of transcription by RNA polymerase II. The record is from RefSeq and is a predicted model, not a curated record. The transcript is spliced from 2 exons. Gene Ontology annotation, molecular function: DNA-binding transcription factor activity; RNA polymerase II cis-regulatory region sequence-specific DNA binding. NCBI's taxonomy places the organism in Eukaryota, Metazoa, Arthropoda, Insecta, Diptera, Cecidomyiidae. The annotation marks the transcript as partial.